AUGGGGGGGAAGCAUCAACCUGUCCCUUUUGCCCCGUCUGUGUGGAUGACUAAGCCCGACCACGUUCUUCCGCCUUUGACUGCUCUAAUUGCUGCUACAUCUUCUUCAGUCGACAGGUCUACCAGCAAGAUGUCGACAAACGAGACUUUCUACCUGCGCUACUACUCAGGUCACUCUGGGCGGUUCGGGCAUGAGUUUCUAGAAUUCGAUUUCCGUACCCUUGCCGAUGGCAGCAGCGCUGCUGUCCGAUACGCGAACAACUCCAACUACCGCAAUGACUCCCUCAUCCGCAAAGAGAUGUGCGUGAGCUCUGCGAUGAUCCAGGAGAUCCGGCGCAUCAUUAAGGAAAGCGAGAUCAUGAAGGAGGAUGACUCCAAGUGGCCGCAGAAGAACAAGGAUGGACGCCAGGAGUUGGAGAUUCGGCUGGGCAGUGAGCACAUCUCAUUUGAGACCGCGAAAAUUGGCUCACUGGUUGAUGUGACUGAGUCGGCUGAUCCUGAAGGACUGCGGGUGUUCUACUACCUUGUCCAGGACCUGAAGGCGCUGAUCUUUUCGCUUAUUUCGCUCCACUUCAAGAUUAAGCCCAUCUAA
Molecule: messenger RNA, 591 nt
Organism: Penicillium pulvis
Lineage: Eukaryota; Fungi; Ascomycota; Eurotiomycetes; Eurotiales; Aspergillaceae
Product: mago nashi family protein
Exons: 7
Coding region: 1-591 (196 amino acids)
Biological process (GO): RNA splicing
Cellular component (GO): nucleus; exon-exon junction complex
Source: RefSeq, a predicted model, not a curated record